Messenger RNA from Mycena indigotica, 672 nucleotides. RefSeq lists its product as uncharacterized. Lineage: Eukaryota; Fungi; Basidiomycota; Agaricomycetes; Agaricales; Mycenaceae. The record is from RefSeq and is a predicted model, not a curated record. The transcript is spliced from 6 exons. The coding region runs from base 1 to 672 and encodes 223 amino acids.
AUGCCCAAGCUGCCCAUUGUCCCACUUUUACGACUCAUUGCUCUCGGCGUCGCGCUUUUGUUCGCGGUCAUUGUGCUUGGCCUCGCCGCAGGGCUGACUGCGACCACGGAAAAGUAUCUUGGGGGCUACUUCGAGUUUGCUGCACUGGCUAUCGCGACUGCGUCUAUCACGAUUGUCACGAUACCCGUUAUGAUUGCGUUCGAAUUCCUCCAACCGGGACGUGUAUUCACGUCCAAGAUUGCCGUGGAGAUUUCAUGGCUUUUUAUUUUGUGGGUGCUCUGGCUCGCGACAGCGGCAGACGCGACCAACGCGGCUUCAGUCAACUUCAUAUCCCGCUGUGGCGACUACUUUAGUAGCAGGAUCGAAAGUGCCUGCAGGCAAACGGCUGGUGUUCAAGCCUUUUCCUUCCUGAACUGGUUGAUCCUUAUGGCGUACACGGUAUUCAUCCUCGUUCUGGCCAUCAUCGCGCAGAGCCGCGGGCAUGCGGCAAUAAUAAGCCGGAGGAGCACCGAGUCGAUCGACGGGUACCGUCCCCCGGACUCCUUCGAGGAGGAGCGCGAGGGGGUGAACAUGGAGCCAUAUCAGCCUCAACACAUUCAUGAUCCUGGGGCUUCAGAGGGUGGAACUGGGCCUGCAUCGGUCCAAGCGGGAGCUGUGCACCAGUCGGUGUAA